Nycticebus coucang (slow loris) is the source of this 2679-nucleotide messenger RNA. It is a transcript of the gene RBM17, whose product is annotated as RNA binding motif protein 17. Gene Ontology annotation, molecular function: RNA binding. NCBI's taxonomy places the organism in Eukaryota, Metazoa, Chordata, Mammalia, Primates, Lorisidae. Gene Ontology annotation, biological process: alternative mRNA splicing, via spliceosome; mRNA cis splicing, via spliceosome. The coding region runs from base 201 to 1418 and encodes 405 amino acids. The record is from RefSeq and is a predicted model, not a curated record. The transcript is spliced from 12 exons. Gene Ontology annotation, cellular component: precatalytic spliceosome.
GCGCAUGCGCAGACGCGUGCUCCCGGCAUCCCGCGCUCCUGACCCCGCGCCGCCAAGCUCCUUGCGGACUCCGCGGAGGGUGGGCGCCGCCGUGGGCUCCGGCCGCCGGCGGGUGUCCGCGGAGUGCCGCCCGGCGCCGCCUGCCGCCGCGGCCCAUGGGUAGAGUCAGCCGGGCGGGCCGGCAUUAAAUCAAAAAGAAGAUGUCCCUGUAUGAUGACCUGGGAGUGGAGACCAGUGAUUCAAAAACAGAAGGCUGGUCCAAAAACUUCAAACUGCUGCAGUCUCAGCUUCAGGUGAAGAAGGCCGCUCUCACCCAGGCCAAGAGCCAAAGGACAAAGCAAAGUACGGUUCUUGCCCCAGUCAUUGACCUAAAGCGAGGAGGCUCCUCAGAUGACAGGCAGAUUGUGGACACACCACCACACGUCGCCGCCGGGCUGAAGGAUCCAGUUCCCAGUGGGUUUUCUGCCGGGGAGGUUCUGAUUCCUUUAGCUGACGAGUAUGACCCUAUGUUCCCUAACGACUACGAGAAAGUAGUGAAGCGCCACAGAGAGGAGCGGCAGAGACAGCGGGAGCUGGAAAGGCAGAAGGAAAUAGAAGAGAGGGAAAAGCGGCGUAAAGACAGGCAUGAAACCAGUGGGUUUUCAAGACGACCAGAUCCAGAUUCUGAUGAAGAUGAAGAUUAUGAGCGAGAGAGGCGGAAAAGAAGUAUGGGUGGAGCUGCCAUAGCUCCACCAACUUCUCUGGUAGAGAAAGACAAAGAGUUACCUCGAGAUUUUCCUUACGAAGAGGACUCGAGACCUCGCUCACAGUCUUCCAAGGCUGCUAUCCCACCCCCGGUGUACGAAGAGCAGGACAGACCGAGGUCUCCCACGGGGCCCAGCAACUCCUUCCUUGCUAACAUGGGGGGCACAGUGGCACAUAAGAUCAUGCAGAAGUACGGCUUCCGGGAGGGCCAGGGCCUGGGGAAGCACGAGCAGGGCCUGAGCACCGCCCUGUCGGUGGAGAAGACCAGCAAGCGUGGUGGCAAGAUCAUUGUGGGUGACGCGACGGAGAAAGGUGACUCCCCAGAUGCAACCAAGAAGUCGGAUUCAAAUCCGUUAACUGAAAUACUCAAGUGUCCUACUAAAGUGGUCCUGUUACGGAACAUGGUUGGUGCAGGAGAGGUAGAUGAAGACCUGGAAGUUGAAACCAAGGAAGAAUGUGAAAAAUACGGAAAAGUUGGAAAAUGUGUGAUAUUUGAAAUCCCUGGGGCCCCAGACGAUGAAGCAGUACGGAUAUUUUUAGAAUUUGAGAGAGUGGAGUCAGCAAUUAAAGCUGUUGUUGAUCUGAAUGGGAGGUAUUUUGGUGGACGGGUGGUUAAAGCAUGUUUCUACAAUUUGGAUAAAUUCAGGGUCUUGGAUUUGGCAGAACAAGUUUGAUUUUAAGAACUAGAGCACGAGUCAUCUCCAGUGAUCCUUAAGUGAGCUACAGGCUGAGCAGAGGAGCAAAGCCACAGCCCCCACGGCUGCUGGGUGCUGAGACUCUUGGAGGGACUUCUAGGACAUAUGUUGGUUGAACCCUUUUUUAUUUUGUGGUUUUUUAAUAUAGUAUAAAAAUCCUUUAAAGAAAAAAACAAAACAAUCUGUGUGCCUCUCUGGUUGUUUCUCUUUUUUAUUACCACUUCUGGUUGAUUAUCUUUUGCUAGGAUUUCAUGAUAAUUCUCAAGUGCUUCAAUGAUGCAGCAUUUCUUGCACUAAAAGAAGUCUAGAAAGUUUUGGGAUAUGGGGUUGUAUUAAAUUAUCCUUUGUCCCCUCCCCCCCUUUAAAUAAAGCCUGCAAGUCAUGAAACUGUAGUUUCAUAAAUUCUGUAAUAAAGUAUCAUCUUGGCGGUGUGCCAGAGGUGAACAUGUCUGCUUUCUCUAACAGAGAAAUUCUUAGUGACUCCAGUCGUAGGAAACACUCUUCACAACCUGAACUAAGGCUGAAGAAUUGUGAGCAUACUGUGACCUGUGGAUAAGGAGUUUGCCAUUGAGCCAGGCAGCAGAUGGCUUGUGAUGGAUUUAUGCAGCAUGUGGGUAUAGAAAUCAUGAAUCUAGCAUUUGUUUUCAGAGAUUCAAGCAUAGUCUUUAUGGUAGAUCAGAAAUGACAAGUUAAUUCAAAACCUAGCAGGUGCAUUGUAAGUGUGUGGCCAAUUAUGUUUUGAAAAUGGCAGUUCCUUGGGGUCAUGUUUCUACUGGCAGAUUUGUGGUAGUGUUAGUUCUCUUGUAUGUAAUUUUAAAAUUUAUAAAAUUCAUCCACAUCAGCCACUUAAACUGUACUGCCAGUUAAUAUAAUUCUGGAACUGUGAGAAAUUGUACCACUGAAGUGCAACGGUAUGUGUGGCUUACUUUAGCAGGACCACAGAAAAGAAACCAUAAAAAUAUUUGGUACUGAGGUUCAUUGCCAAGGCAGGAGGUGUUUCUAGAAAAUCCCUGUGCCUGUGUUCUGUUCCUUGCUUUCCCAGAUACUCAUGUGACUUUCCUGACGUGGCAGCACAAGCCUGUGUUGUCGGUCUCGGUUAUUACACAUGACAGUAUGUGAAGGAUUGAGCAUUUCUUUGCAUCCAUGGACUUGGUUUGGAGACAUAAAGAAUAUUCUGACCCUUUUUAAAAAAGGAUUUUCUCAUGUUUUUAUUUAACAUAAAUAAAAGAAUAACAUUUUA